AUGAUUAUUCCUGUUCGUUGCUUCUCAUGCGGCAAAGUCAUUGGUAACAAAUGGGAUAACUAUUUAUCUUUAUUACAAGCAGAAUAUACCGAAGGUGAGGCAUUAGAUGCUCUUGGACUUAAGCGUUACUGCUGUAGACGUAUGGUCUUGACUCAUGUUGACUUGAUUGAAAAGCUUUUGCAUUAUAACCCCUUGGAACGUACUAGAGAUCGUGGACGCUCUUAA
Messenger RNA from Rhizopus microsporus ATCC 52813, 225 nucleotides. Its product is annotated as DNA-directed RNA polymerase core subunit RPB10. NCBI's taxonomy places the organism in Eukaryota, Fungi, Mucoromycota, Mucoromycetes, Mucorales, Rhizopodaceae. Bases 1 to 225 code for a protein of 74 amino acids. Gene Ontology annotation, molecular function: zinc ion binding; DNA-directed RNA polymerase activity; DNA binding. Gene Ontology annotation, cellular component: RNA polymerase II, core complex; RNA polymerase III complex; RNA polymerase I complex. The transcript is spliced from 3 exons. Gene Ontology annotation, biological process: transcription by RNA polymerase II; transcription by RNA polymerase I; tRNA transcription by RNA polymerase III. The record is from RefSeq and is a predicted model, not a curated record.